AUGGAUCUCCAGUCCUCGCAGCCGGGCAAAUCCUACCAGAGACGCUCCAUUGACCCCUCGAGUCGCCUGAACGGCAAGCAGAUGGCUUCUGAGCUGUCCUCGCAAUUCGCGCGGCCCAACCCCCGUCUACACGCGCUGAACGAUGGAGUACAUAUACCUGCUGAAUACCGACACAUAGCCAACGGGCAAGGCUCCUCGGCCAAUCACCACGAUGGUGCGCAACGAAGCUCGAGCGCGGCAGGAUCUCCCUUCGUCAACCCAACAUCCGCGCUCCUACAGAAUCUAAUCAACGAGCAACGCGCCUCUCGUGGCCCGCGAGCCAGCUCAGCCUGCGAACACCACGUCGAGAGCAGCCCUCUAGCGUCGAACCAGACCCCAAACCCGACAGCAAACACGAAUGCCCACGGGAAAUGGGCAUCAGGGAAAUGGACCAGGCAAUACGUAUCCAAGCUGAACAAGCUCAAUUUCGACUUGAAGCUGGAGGUAUUCCACCGCGCACAGCAGGUAGCUUCAUUGGAGAAGAAACUGGAAAGGAUGCAAGAACUCGAGGAACAGGUUCAACAGAUGGAUAUGAUGGACCAGGAACUACAGGAACUUCGAGGAGCAGAGGAGGAUAACCAACGCCUCAGGGAGUCCAACGAAGAGCUACGAUCGGAGCUAGACAAGCGAGACCAAGCUGUAAAUGAAGCAGUCGAACUAAUCUGCCAACUGGAAGCGAAGCUGGAAGCCUUCGAGGCGAAAAAGGAAGAUGAAAGGCCGUCAACCGCCAGACCAUAUUCAAGCGAUGGCAAUGCUGGUUUCGCAACAAGUUCCCCACAGGCCCUCACGCCCAAGAAUAAGAUAAUUCUAGAUGUUCCCGAACGAACGUCUUCGCGAAGAGGCAUGCGUCCGUCUAAAUCACGGAGUUUCACUGCUCAGGCCCACACUCCAACCUCGUCUUCUCGCAGGCCAUGCCGCCAGCCUUCGUUCCUCCAGGCCGAGGAUAACAAUACUAGCGUCUUGCGCAAUGUAUACAUGACCGAUGCCGAUAAGUCUCGGGCCGCAUUUAGCGCCUUUUCCGGGCGCGGGACCGUUUUAUCAGACGAUGGCACGCACGAGAUAGAGUCUCCAAGACUAAGCGCCUUGAGCGAGUGCAGCUAUCUAGAUCCACCUCACAGUCCUUCAGACGCCUACGGGCCGGGUGUAUCGAAACUGAAGAUAAAUACCAAUCACCCUGCAAAGCAAGUGUUGGAUGAGCCUCCAUCUCCGCUAGAACUCACGCACAACGGAUCUAAACCUCCUGCCAGCCUCUUGCGCAUCGAACAAUGGAUACACCCCAAUAACACAGAAGCACCCCGCCCAACGAAGCCUAGCGAGAGACAUCAAGCAGAUGCACUUCUCAGGACGCCAACGAACAACCAGUUUGUGUUGCCUGGGGCAUCGUUUCAGAACAAACGCUCUCCAAAGACAUAUAACUUUGAUCCGCCCGCUCUGGUCAUACCCCAGUUUACGACAGCCCGCCUACCUCCUACUCCCGAUACGAUGAGCACAUCAUACGCCGAUCUGCGCAACAAAUCCAACACAAGCAUCAUUGCUGAACGAAGUAGAUAUGAUAGGCCAACGAAUACUCGCCGCUCCCUCUCUAUAGACCGGGUAUUGGGACGGCGUCGAUCGGCCGACGAUGUCGCGACUACACGACCUAGUACGGCGGAAACCAUUCUUUCUGACGGCCUGGAAACUUGGAGCGAUUCAACUCAACCAGCCUUUAUCACGGAAGAGAGCUACCAGAUGGCUAGCAUGUUUCCAUCGUUUGCUUAUACCCACCGCCCAACCGGCAGGCAUUUCGAUCCUGCUGCUCAUGCCGGCGCUGUUAAUGGGCUAGGUGUCAUCACCCCAAAGCAUAAUAACCGUCAUUUCUCUGAAAAGCAUUCCUCCGGCCAGGUUCGAAAGGUUUCAAACACACUCUCCCUCACACCUGAAGAUUGGCUGGAAGCUGCAUUGCCCGCUUCAUCGAAUGGUCCAUCUAGCAAGCCUUCGAGGGGAGCCAAAGAUACCAAAGCAGACCAACAUGAAGCAUUAGAUCCCGCAGACGAAGACCCGGGUUCACCUCAGUUGGGUGCACAGCAAGUGCCGCUGAACCAUGGCUUCCGGACUCGCGGCGCGCGCGUCCUAUCUGAGCUCCAACCCCGUAAACGUAUCAACCUUCGUCCACCAUUCUUCAAUCGCAACCCAACUUACUCCCCCACCAACCCUGUUCGAAGUAACUCCAUAGCAGUACCUACGCCGUCAUCUGCCGGACACCCACCAGCCGUAUCUGGCACCCUACCAAACGAGCAUAUCACGUCUCCCAACAGCGGCACAGUCCGCAGACCAAAAACGUCAGAAACAAACGAACACAAACGACGCAGUUCCCAUGGAUUUUUCGGCUGGAUGAAAGGUUCCGGCGCCAUGAAAGAUGCUGAUCCAACACAAACACCACCUGCUACAGCCACGUCUACGUCUACGUCGACAUACAACCAACACCAUACAGAGCAGCAACCACAUACACAGGCGCAAAGGAUGGCAGCCCGAGGCGUCGGCCGGCCCGGCUCCGCACUCGCAUACACCACGGAACUAUCAAGUUCUCCUACAGACGUGAAUCCAAUGUCUGCCGCCCUUGCUGAUGAGACUUCCGAUCGCCGAUCGCGGUUCUCUGUCCGACGGACGCGCAGGUGA
Messenger RNA from Arthroderma uncinatum, 2694 nucleotides. RefSeq lists its product as uncharacterized. The record is from RefSeq and is a predicted model, not a curated record. The transcript is spliced from 6 exons. The coding region runs from base 1 to 2694 and encodes 897 amino acids. Lineage: Eukaryota; Fungi; Ascomycota; Eurotiomycetes; Onygenales; Arthrodermataceae.